UUUAUAAAGCAUUUUAGAUAAGUAUAAGAAGGCAUGAUAUGAGUUUGCAUAGAACGUUUAAAGAAAAUGUUGCUCAGUAGUUCAGUGAUUUUGUUAAUAUGCGUAGGCUUCAGUCAACAAUAUACAGAAGAUCAGCUACGGAGUCUCUUGAGUUAUGAUUGUUCCACAGACGGCAGCAUUGAAGUACGAGGGGUCCCAAAUGAGUAUACGGUGUCUGUGAUCAGUACCCCUUGCACGAUCUACCUAACUGCUCCAGGGGAAUAUAACAUUCCUAAUGGAUGCAAGACUUAUAACUACUGGGGAUACCAGCAUGGCUACCCAACUGAUGGGUAUUAUAGGACCACUUAUCGGUAUUACACAACUACUCAAUGGUACUACACCUCCACCACUGAUUACUAUGGUGAAGUCGACAUCUCCGUAUCUCACGGAACUCACUCUGGGAUUGUGGGAGGGAGAGAUCAUCAUGAGUUCCGCUUGAUCUGUGACAGCCUGCAUUCGGGUGGAAAGAUGUAUCGAGUGACGGGUGUUGUCAACAUAGACACAAGCUCCAAUCAUGUGCUACCAACCUUAUCAUAUCGACAUCAAAAACAACAUCGUGCUGGCUACUACCAGUAUCCUGAUCUUCGUAUGACGGAUAGUGAAGGGCGGUCAGUCUAUAGCACUCACACUGGACAGCUGAUCUACCUCCUUAUAUCCUCCCACGAUCCACGAUAUAUCGUCCGUCCAGAAAACUGUUCAGCCGAGAGCACCUAUUACCCAAGCCAUAAAGUGGAACUUUUUGAUGUACAUCAUUCUGGCUGUCUACUGGAGCCCUACCUGAUGGAGAUGUUCAGUUCCGUGGGUCACGGCCAGAGCAGCGUCAGGGCACCUGUCUACUCCUUCCACUUCCCAGGGGCAAGUUAUGUCACCUUCAUCUGUAACGUCCGCAUCUGUACCAAAUCCUCUUACAACUGCGACCUGGGUGUGUGUAAAUCCAAAAGAGCCGCUCGUGACGUCAGUGAUGACGGGGUACAUGGUCGUGAUCAGCUGUCUGUGUCGGUGUACGUAGGACGUCAAGCGUCAGGAGUGGGGAAGCUGUUGCAAUCGUCCACGCUCGCUAUUGUGAUCAUUCUCGCCUGGAUCAAUGUAUUUCUUUAAUGAUGUCUGUACAGGAACAGUGACAGACUAAGCAGUUAUCCGAUAUGUCGAUACAUACAUGUACAUGAUGCAUGACUUUAAAAAUCUGAAAUACAUUUAUAUCAUUUGAA
Molecule: messenger RNA, 1247 nt
Organism: Magallana angulata
Lineage: Eukaryota; Metazoa; Mollusca; Bivalvia; Ostreida; Ostreidae
Exons: 9
Coding region: 67-1137 (356 amino acids)
Source: RefSeq, a predicted model, not a curated record